AUGGAGCGGUACGGCUCCAACAACGCCUCCUGCUCGGGCAGGUUCAUGUCCGGGCCGGCUGGCAAUAUGGCAGAGCCCAUGGACAGGUUGGCGGCGAGCGGCUCCUCGAUGCGCCGAUGCUCCUCGAGGAGGUCAACAUUGUAUGCCCCGUCGGCAUGUGCAUUUCCUGGAAAACACGGCAAAGGACAGAAAACAAUUAGCUACAUGGCUGAGCAGGUAGUAGGAACUGGUUCAUUUGGGAUUGUCUUCCAGGCCAAGUGCUUGGAGACUGGAGAGACCGUGGCCAUCAAGAAGGUGCUGCGGGACCACCGUUACAAGAACCGUGAGCUGCAGCUUAUGCGCUCCAUGGACCAUCCCAAUGCCGUCUCUCUGAAGCACUGCUUCUUCUCGACCACAAGCAGGGAUGAGCUGUUCCUGAACCUUGUCAUGGAGUAUGUCCCUAAGACUCUAUACCGUGUGCUCAAGCACCACAGCAAUGCCAACCAGCGGAUGCCGCUUAUCUAUGUCAAGCUUUACAUGUAUCAGCUUUUUAGAGGGUUAGCUUAUGUCCAUACUGUUCCAGGAGUUUGCCACAUGGACGUGAAACCACAAAAUGUUUUGGUUGAUCCUCUAACCCAUCAAGUCAAGAUCUGUGACUUUGGAAGUGCAAAAGUUCUCGUACGUUGA
Molecule: messenger RNA, 666 nt
Organism: Hordeum vulgare subsp. vulgare (domesticated barley)
Lineage: Eukaryota; Viridiplantae; Streptophyta; Magnoliopsida; Poales; Poaceae
Product: shaggy-related protein kinase GSK2-like
Exons: 6
Coding region: 1-666 (221 amino acids)
Biological process (GO): signal transduction; protein phosphorylation
Cellular component (GO): cytoplasm
Molecular function (GO): protein serine/threonine kinase activity; ATP binding
Source: RefSeq, a predicted model, not a curated record